AUGAAGGAGUGCGAAGUGCAGAAUUUCAUAGAUGGCUUGUCCCAGACAUUUAUGAAGCACAAAAUGAUGCGUAACUGCCAAAUGGUCGAGAUCCUGAACAAAGUGCGCUCCUGCGAUUGCAAGCACAAACGAAGGCUAAACAACUGGCGAAUGGUCAAGUCCGUCUGCAGGCAAUCCGCAUCCCGGGGCUGGAUACGCUUUCUUAUCGCCGCCUGCUUUGCAUUGCUCCUGCUCAUGUCCAUCUACAUGGUCCAUGUGGCUAGAAGGUACAACCAUGUGCGUGCCUACGGCAGCAGCGCCUGCGGCUCCACUUUGUUCUACAGCUACACGGACUGCGAUGUGUUUUACUAG
Drosophila erecta is the source of this 351-nucleotide messenger RNA. RefSeq lists its product as uncharacterized. The transcript has a single exon. The record is from RefSeq and is a predicted model, not a curated record. Bases 1 to 351 code for a protein of 116 amino acids. Lineage: Eukaryota; Metazoa; Arthropoda; Insecta; Diptera; Drosophilidae.